This is a messenger RNA of Hordeum vulgare subsp. vulgare (domesticated barley), 1093 nucleotides long. RefSeq names its product late embryogenesis abundant protein 31-like. The coding region runs from base 92 to 916 and encodes 274 amino acids. The transcript has 2 exons. The record is from RefSeq and is a predicted model, not a curated record. Lineage: Eukaryota; Viridiplantae; Streptophyta; Magnoliopsida; Poales; Poaceae.
AAGUAGCAAAACUGACAGUGAAGCGAUCGAUACCAGCAGGUUUGUACAACACAGAAGAAAAGAGACGGUGAGGUGAAAGCAGCAGCUAGCCAUGGCUCAAGCACAGGCGACGAGAGGCGACCCGAUGAAGGCCCAGCAGGAGCAGCCGGAGCCCAUCCAGUACGGGCACGUCUUCGCCGUCACGGGCGACCUGGCCGUCCAGGCCAUCGCGCCACGGGACGCGGAGGCCAUGCGCACCGCCGAGGAGAGCGUGCAGGGCGUGCAGGUCCCGCAGGCCAGCGGCGGCGGCUUCAGCGCCGCCGUGGCCAUGGAGACGGCGGCCGCGUACAACCAGGCCGUCGGCGCCGUCCGCCCGGGCCAGGCCAGCGACGCGGCCACCAAGCAGGGCAUCACCGUCACCCAGACCGCCGUGCCAGGUGGCCGCAUCGUCACCGAGUUCGUCGCGGGGCAGGUGGUGGGGCAGUACUCCGUGGCCGACCAGGCGAUGAUGCAGCAGCAGCAGCUGGUGGAGGAGGACGCGAGCAAGGUGACGAUCGGCGAGGCCAUGGAGGCAGCGGCCCUGUCCGCGGGCGAUCGGCCCCUCGAAGAGACCGACGCGGCGGCCAUCCGCGCCGCGGAGACCCAGGCGCAGGGAGAAGACAAGGUCAUGCCCGGCGGCCUCGCCGACCAGGCGUGGGCCGCGGCGAGCGCCAACGCCUGGGCCGAGCGCGACGAGGACAAGAUCACGGUCGGCGAUGUUCUCUCGGACGCGACGACGAAGCUGGCGGACGACAAGCCGGCGGCGAGGGAGGACGCGGCCAGGGUGGUGCAGGCGGAGACGUAUAGCGACGCCGGGGCGCGCACCAAGGCCGGCGGGGUGGGCGCCGCGGUUACCACGGCGGCGAGGCUAAACAAAGAGGACGACGACGACGCUUGAAUUUUCACGUCACGUGCUACGUCUCGCGUGUGUGCUGUGCACUCGGAUCAGACGGAACAAGCAGAACAAGGUCGUGUGUGUAACCUUGCAGGCGAAUCAAAUCAGUAGUAGAUUCAGCCAGCCUUGUGUGUAAUAAACAAACACAAAUAACAGCGUUGAUCCGUCUGUGAGUUUGUA